UUGAUGUAAAUUCAUUAUUUGUUUUAUAUACCUACAUUAUUGGUGUAUUAUAUUGAGUAUUCUCUUGUAUAAAACCCGUUAAUUUAUUCGUAACGUCCAUGGCGCCCAAAAAAGAACCUAAAGUUGUCGAGCCACCGGAUGAAAACGCUUGGAAAACAGUAAUUCAAGAAGCACCGAUAGAUGACGAAACUUUUGCGGUUAAAGUAGUAGUACUCGAAUCUGCUGGUAGUGAACAAGAACGGAUUUAUCUCAACAAAUUUGAAAUAUUUGCCGCUGAAGAAAAGCGAUUUGUCAUCAAAAACAUUUGUAAAAGUGAGACAAUAUUUAUGAUUAAUCAAUUAGGUGCGGAAAAAAAAGUUAAAGAUGAAAAUCUUAGAGUUUUUGAAGAAGCUCAGUCGUAUCUGAAAGAUAAGAAAGACAUUCCAUCAGAUAUAUUAUCUUUAGUAAUUAAACAUCUUAUUAUGAAAAUGAAAGACGAGUAUCUCUAUAUUCAACGCCAAAAACUUGACGUUAAGCUUGGCAUGCAAAGAGAAUCUGCCACUAUGCUCGAGCCAGGAGAAGUGAAGGGUACUGCAACUUCAAGAUCACGCUUAACCUCCCCUCACAGCAGGAGUCGAAUGUUGAAGGAAGGCGACGGCGACAGUCGUCCGGACAAUAAGAAAUACAAAACCCAACUUAGAGUUAGGGGCGAGGAAUGGAGAGAUAAAGUAUACGUUGACGACUAUCCGACCGACGGACCCAAUAUUUAUGUUGCUAUAACGGGAUUUGUAGACCCUUAUCUACCAUCGUGGUUAGUUAAAGCUAACAUACCAUUGACAGCAAUAGUGCAAGUAAGAAUAGAUCCAUUGAACACUUCAAUACCGUCCAGUUUAUUACGAACCACAAAAAGAGGUCAAAGUCUCACUGAAAUAUUAACUGAAAAAUCUAUGAAAUUUUGGGAAGAGUUACAGUCAUUACGAAUUCGAAAAGAGACUGUUGACUGUUUUAAGGAGACUGCUUUUAUUGUAUUUUCUCCUCCGUAUUGGAAUUCAGAAAAUCUGUCUGGAAAUCCCGAUAAAAUAUAUGACGAACUGUGUUAUCUAAUGUAUGACAUUCAGGAUUUAUCUAGACAACAUAUUCAUUACAAAGAAAACAUGGACCUUAUUAGUAUACCCGUUGACGUUGGCAAUGCGCGUCUCAACAGACAAUAUGAACAACAAAUUUUUGACUUACCUCUGGAAUGUGUGACCAUGUAUACAUUUCUAGAUAUUCUUCUUCAAACAGCAUGCAACCCUCAGGAUAAUGAUGAUGAGACUAGUAGAAGUUCUUUAUCAACAGCUGUUACUAUGAAUCCCUCACAUCACUAUCAUCACAAACAUUUGACUGAAGAACAUAAGGUUAGCAUUUCUGAACAUCUAGUGAACAACCUUUUCAACAAGUUAUGCAAUACGGAGGCUACUAAAAAAACGUAUCGCUUAACGUACGGAGAAGAAUAUGAAAAUCAAAAAGACCCUAUUGUGAUCGAUUAUGGAGAUUUCGUCAAAUAUAACACAUUUCAAAUAGGAAAUAUAAAUUUGGAUAACAUUGUUUACUCCUCCUUGCUUGGUAUGCCGACAAAUAAUUUAUGGAACAAUCAAAGUCGACCAGACGGUGAAAACGAGGCCAAAAUUAAUUUUCAUGUGAAUGUUUUAUUAUCAUGUUUUGACAGGGAGGACAUUGAAACGGCCGAGUUGAAUAGAUUGGUAAAUAUUUUAGCUUGCCGCAAAUUGUAUAACCAUCGAAGUUCAUUAAAGAAGCGGCAUUUACCGACGACCACUCUAACAGAGUUUAAGAAAACCUAUUUAAAGCGUAGUCUUGUUGCGGAACCUCUGCCUGCAUGUCCUUCUUUAGCUGCUAGCGGCCAUAAUCUAUCUCCAUCUUUUCCGUCUAUGACAAGGAGCGAAAAUGAUUAUGAAUGCGCAUAUUCUCAAGAAGACCCAGAUCCCGAAAUCCGUCGAUUAAAACACCUUUUCGAUUGUCCAGAUAUUAGUGGAUUAGUCACAGCUGCUGAAAUUGAAAAUAAACAACCUAUCUCCAAGCACAAUAUUAUUGACGAUUAUGACUUUUUUGAAGAUCUUUCUGGAACCUGUGCUUUUCAAAUUUUACGUGACGCGUUUAACAAAUUCAACUGUGUUGACUAUAAAUAUUGUGAGGUUACUGAUUGUUUCAUACUCAUGUUUUUCAAUAGUCACGACAAGGAAGGUAUAGCGCGUGAAGAGUGGCGAUGUCAUUUACCGACGCCGCUUUGCUUGCAAGAUUUUUUUGAUUUUAUUCUAGACGAGCAUUAUGACUGGAUACAAGCUGAAGAGAAAAUUUAUGACGAAAAUCUUUUAUCCAAGGCUAGGUCAGAAUCUAAAGAUGUGAUUGAUCCUCUAGCAUUAAAAUCUUGUUUAUCAACUACUGAUGUUGAAAAAGAAUUGUUAAUGGAUGGUUCUAUAAAACAAGACACCCUUAAAAAACGCCUUCUUCAAGAAGCAGCAGAAGAUGCUCUCCUUAAAAAAUCAAAGUCACAGGUUUCCGUUAAUUUGCUCUCAAAAAGUAAUACUAAACUUAAGACGACUUCAUCACAACGAACAGUUGGACAUUCGCAGAAUGAAAAUGUAGAAUUGCAAGGGUCCACUGACACGAGUAUAGAAGAAAAACCUUUCUUAGGUUAUGACUUGGGAGACAGAAGAGUCGAAAUUUUUGGUAAAGACGCUGUAUUUUUUUCUAAAGAUGGUACUAAAGUAACCUGUUUUUAUACUUUGCUUAUACCAUAUAAUUUGGAAUACAUAGUCUUAAACAUUUUACCUGGAAAUAGUUACAAUGAAUUUUGGUUACAUAAAGCUUUGGGGGAGGAUGUUCAACCAAGUACCAAAGAUGCUUGUGACUCGUUUAGAAUAACAAGUAAAGAUCAAGUUAUGAUGUAUUUCAAAAAGCAAAUAUAUAGUGUACCAAUAAUACCAGAUAAUAAUACGGAAAACACGCAACCUACUGAAAAAAGAAGGUCAGGAAUUGAUAAAGAGAGCUCUGUGACGGUGCCACCGUUAGAAACUAAACAUUACCACUCUCUUUAUGUUACUUGGCCUAACGGCUUGAUUACAGAAACAGUAUAUCUGCAAAAUUCACCUGUACUUUCACAUAUCAAACUAUAUCACACUACUCGAACGCCACAUCUUGAUGAGGAAAUGCGAUGUAUAAGUUUAAACGGUGAAGUAAUUAUUUUUAAAGAAUCUGGUAUAAUUAUAGUCCUUAAGCCAGACGGAACUUAUAUAAAAUUAAAUAAAUAUUAUAAACGAAUAGUCCUUCCUCCCGACCAGCAGGAAAUACAAGAUAAUAUUUCGAACAAGAGUAAGAAAAAAAGUAGGGCUAAAAUAAGCAAAGCAUCAUCAAAAUCGUCGGGCAGUCGGGUGAAAAUGUCUGAUGAUAAACCAGUGGAAGAUAAACCACUGGAAUAUGAAAUUGUAGUUAACGAUUUCGAAAUCAUAGAGACCACGGGUUUGAGACAAAAGUGCAUUAAUAAUGAUUCUUUUGACAUAGAAAAAAUGCUUAUUCGCACGGCUUCUGAUUACUGUGUGGGAGAAGUUUUUUCCAGACGCAUGGACGGAACAAAUAUUUUAUUAAACAAAGAAGGUAUACAAAUUGUUACAUUUCCUGACAAAACAAGAAUCAUUUCCUAUUACGUAAUUGAUGAGCAAGAAGUCUACCCAGAAUGGACAGACGUGGAAAUGGAGUACUUUGAAAUGUUUGAUCUUGAUACAGUCGAAGACGUACGGUCUAAAGUGUCAGUUUCACAAAAAAGUUAUACAGGUGGUCCGUACCCUGCAGGAAGCAGCGCUUCAACGUUUUCAAGAAAACUGGAUGAGGAAGAGUCGAAAAAUAAGGAACGAACAGAUGGUUACAUUUUGGUGCAUAUUGUAUAUUCAGUAGAACAUCAAAAUUUUAGUACUAUCACAAUAAAUAAUGUUACUGGUAAGGUAUCCGUGGAUUCACCGAAUGAAACAACUGUAGCGGUAGAUAAAAACAACAGCUACGAGAUAAAAUUAGAUCAUGCAACAUCGGCUACUUUUAAUGCAGAUGUUUUAAAUAUAUCUUACGAAGCCUGUUCUGAAUGUAGCGCUUACACUCACUGCAACGUUAAAGUAAUGGAUAAACCUGAAGAUCCAACAAAUGAAGAAUUAAUAAAAAAUAAACCAGUUUGGUUGAAAAUGACUGAUUCUUUUAAGGUACAAAUUGUAGUAAAUGACGAAGGUGCUAUCAGCAUUUCAGAUGAAGCGACAGCUUCAGAGGAUGAACGGGUGGAGAAUUUGCCUAAUGAAGAGGAAGGGAUAAAAGCCCCAACUGAAACCGAAGAAAAAGAUCCUGAUGUGAAAUCUGAGAGUUCCGUCGUUUCUCAUGGAAAGUGCAGAGAGAUGUACUUAGCUAAAAAGUUCAGAUUUUUUGUCCUGAAACGGGACCUAAAUUGUGCAGAGCUUCUCCAUAGAGCAUUACUGGAUGAAUACAAGCGUUCUUGUCGAUGGCAGCCUUGGUGUUCCAUCAAUUAUUACGAUACAUUUGGAGAUCACAGGAACCUUGUAUCUAUUCUAACUCCGAUCCAUCGAACGGAAACUGAGAAAUGGUUGAUGGAAUCGAAAUUGGCCAACAAACCCAAGUUUCUCCAAUACAAAGACCUGAAAAAAGAUUCUGGAAAAGGGUUUUACCACUGGAUGAGACCUUACGAGAGAUUUGUCGCUGAGCCUACAAGGCCUUGCAAUGUUUUGCCAGAUGGUCUCCCUAGAGCAUUUAUCCUUAGGACUUUAGAACAAGAGUGGAAUGAAACACAAAGAGAGGAGCUAGGAGGAGCGAAGGAGCUGAUUAGAGCAGUGCUCCGCUACCGAUGUAUCAUGGAGGCUGACAGCGAGACCAUCCUGACCGUCCCUAUCAUAGACACCAGAGAUGAAGACGAACGCAAAAUUGAUGACAUCAUACAAGCUCUUGCACAUAAGAUAUACGAAGACCUAAGAGUUACAAUGGCUGACGAAAUUCAGAGACGAUCUCGACCUUCCAUCACUACGAAACCAGCUCCAGAACCCGAAGAAUUGUCUGUUCUUGAAGAAAUGGAAGAAGAUGAAGGAAGACACAUAGAAGAGGAACGAGAGAGCUCUCUGAGGGAGGUUGAUGAAGCUGAACACAUGAGUCCCUGCCUGCAAAGAUACUGGCGCCGCCGCAACGAGGAAUACAAAGAAGAACAAUUUUAUUUGUACCUUCUCCGACAAGACAGUGUGCCCCCAUACUUCCAAAAUGUUCUUGGCGGUGCCAUUUGGUGGGACGUGAACAACGCGACCGGUGACGCAGUCAGCAUAGCUGAACGACGCAAGAUGAAGUGUGUUUGUGCUCUCGAAGACGAAGCUACUGCCAGUGACACUCCAAAUCCCUUCACGUAGACAUUUUAAGUCUCUUAAGGUCCAUCAUCAUCAUCGACAAUCCGUGAGAGUCUAUUAUUAGAUCACGGGUCUCCUACAUAAAAGAAAAAGGGGUUUGAGGCGUAAUCUCUACGUUUGGCUGUCGAGUUGAAGUUCGCAGUUUCAAUUAAGAGCUGAUUUUUCCAUUACCAGAUUUUUAUCGGAGAAAUAAUUUAGAAUUUUUGACAUGCACACUCUUUGAAAUCCACACUAAAAACUUUGGUACCUAUGGAUUUUAUUGAAAAAUCUGUCUUAAAGUUUCCCACAGAAGCCUACCGCCCAGCCUCUGUUGAAUAUGUAGUCCCUUAUCCGACUCUUAACGAUUUACCUAUGGAAAGCAAUGAUACUCUUAUUAAGUAGGGAUGUAUUUAAGUUUAAAUUAUCCGUUUCCUAAGCAUUAGGUGCUGAUUUAGUUUUCACUGUUUAUUUUCCUUAUUUAAGCUCCCUAAUGGUCACCGAGCGUCAAACUUGCUUAGGAACUUAAUGUGUUUGUUUGUGUCGAAGAUACACAUUGUUAAUUAGAUUUCUCCUAAAUCCUUAUUGGCAAUUGUGUUAAGAUAUAUUCAAUUAUUGUGUUUUCGCACACUCUUAUACUUUAUCCAAGCGUUGUUUGUUUAUCCGGAGAUGCAGACUAUCUAGCGGGUUUAACGGGGCUCCGGCUCGAAAACCAGGAGUAGGAACGUGGUGGUUUUUAGUCAGUAAGAGUCGGACACUCCCUUUCGCUUCGCCCAAGGCGGGAGAAGACAUUGGACGAAUUUCUCCUCUUAUAAAAAGUGUUGUUUGUUUCAAAUGCGGGAUAAAGUUGGUUCUUUAUAUGAACCUGUGUCUAAUGGCAACGAUGAUGAUGAUGAAUGACAUGAUAACUACAAUUACUUACAUACCACAUCAAGUAUUAGUAGUAGGUUCUGAGGAGCUUUAGUUUUAGUAAAUUAUAUUUUUAUAAUUCUUUGUUUAAAUUAAAUAUCGUUUAUUUUAAACUAA
Messenger RNA from Spodoptera frugiperda (fall armyworm), 6419 nucleotides. RefSeq lists its product as uncharacterized. Gene Ontology annotation, biological process: axonemal central apparatus assembly; epithelial cilium movement involved in extracellular fluid movement. The record is from RefSeq and is a predicted model, not a curated record. Bases 99 to 5420 code for a protein of 1773 amino acids. The transcript has 7 exons. Gene Ontology annotation, cellular component: axonemal central apparatus. NCBI's taxonomy places the organism in Eukaryota, Metazoa, Arthropoda, Insecta, Lepidoptera, Noctuidae.